Messenger RNA from Amphimedon queenslandica, 829 nucleotides. RefSeq names its product DNA methyltransferase 1-associated protein 1-like. The record is from RefSeq and is a predicted model, not a curated record. The transcript is spliced from 7 exons. Gene Ontology annotation, biological process: chromatin remodeling; DNA repair; negative regulation of transcription by RNA polymerase II. Bases 68 to 814 code for a protein of 248 amino acids. Gene Ontology annotation, cellular component: NuA4 histone acetyltransferase complex; Swr1 complex. NCBI's taxonomy places the organism in Eukaryota, Metazoa, Porifera, Demospongiae, Haplosclerida, Niphatidae. Gene Ontology annotation, molecular function: transcription corepressor activity.
GCUGAUACAAGAGAAGGCGCGAAACUGUAGUGAGGCUAAGCAAGCUCUUUUCAAGUCUUUUGAGGCCAUGGCGGAUCAGGACAUCAAGGAAAUAUUAGAUAUAGAUGUAAAAGAGCCACCAAAGACACCUCAACUCACCAAAGAAGCCAUAAUAGGAUCAGUGAAGAAAACGAAGAAGUCUACUGAUGUGGGGCUACGCCGUCCAUCUGGCAUGAACAGGGAAGUGUAUGCUUUACUGUACUCUGAUCAUAGUACGUCACUGAUACCAACUGACAGUGGAUCAGGGUACAGGCACCCAAAGGCAAGACUGGGAAGGAAGCACGUUAGACCUUGGAAAUGGAUGCCAUUCACAAACUCAGCAAGAGAAGAUGAGCUGGUGUUGUAUCAUUGGCGUCGGACUACCGAAGAAGGAAAGGAUUAUCCUUUUGUUCAGUUCAACAAGAAACUUCCCAUUCCAACAUACACUGAUGAGGAAUACACUAGUGUCUUACAAGAGACUGGUUGGAGUAAACUAGAAACAGAUCAUCUUUUUGAAUUAUGCAGACAGUUUGAUUUAAGGUUUGUCAUUAUUCAAGACAGGUUUGACACUGAAAAAUUCCAAAAACGCUCAGUGGAGGAUCUCAAGGCUCGUUAUUACAGUGUUUAUAAUCGUUUAUUAAAGUUACGUGACCCGUCCGUAGAGGACAGUCAGCUAAUAUCUUAUGAUGCUCCUCAUGAGACCAAGAGGAAAGCACAACUGGAGAGACUCUUCAAUAGAACAAAGGAACAAGUUAGUCACUACUCACUCUACAGGGUUCCCAUUGAACUGUUAUGAAAGAGCACAAAAAAC